Molecule: messenger RNA, 1092 nt
Organism: Coniosporium apollinis CBS 100218
Lineage: Eukaryota; Fungi; Ascomycota; Dothideomycetes
Exons: 3
Coding region: 1-1092 (363 amino acids)
Cellular component (GO): mitochondrial inner membrane
Molecular function (GO): S-adenosyl-L-methionine transmembrane transporter activity
Source: RefSeq, a predicted model, not a curated record
AUGUCUGGAAACACCAACACAGACAUAUUGCUUGCUGGAGCAUUUGCAGCAUUCACCGUCGACCUGCUGGUCUACCCACUCGACACCCUCAAAACCCGCUUCCAGUCCCCCGACUACGCGCGCCUCUAUCUCAAUGCCUCGAAGACGGCAAUCAACAAGCCGGCACUGUUCCGAGGCCUAUACCAAGGCGUCGGCAGUGUCAUAAUAGCCACACUACCCUCAUCAGGAGCAUUCUUCACCACCUACGAAGGCGUCAAAGCAAUCCUCUCCUCGCACAACCCCACCCUCUCCUCAACCUCCCACCCGCUCCUCCCCCAACCCGUGAUCCACUCCCUGGCCUCCUCAAUCGGCGAGCUCGUCUCCUGCGCCAUCCUCACCCCGGCCGAAGUCAUAAAGCAGAACGCGCAAAUGGUCGACGCGAGCAAGAAAGGCGGGCCGAACGCCACGAUCCAGACGCUGCGCCGCUUCCGCUCGAAUCCGCUCGCGCUAUGGCGAGGCUAUACCGCGCUUGCGGGAAGGAAUCUGCCGUUCACGGCGCUGCAGUUCCCGAUGUUCGAGAGGCUCAAAGAAGGCAUCAAGAACCAUCGCGUUAGGAAGGGCACACGCACCGGUACGCUGGCGGAAAGUGGCCUCAUCACUGCCAUCAGCGCCGGCACGGCGGGGAGCAUAGCAGCCGUUGUGACGACGCCAAUCGAUGUUGUCAAGACGCGCAUCAUGCUUGCCGCCGGAGACGGCGAGCCAGAGAAGCAGGGGAAGGGCCAGAAAGGCGGUGCGCAGCCCCUGAAGGCUGCUGGUAACGGCCUGGUGGACGCGAUGGGCAAAGCUACACAGUCUGGGAAAGACAGCCUGGCCGACGCGAUAAAGCACCCUGUGCGGACCAUGACGAAGAAGAAGGAUCCGAGGAAGAGCGGCAUCACUAUCGGCAGGGAGAUUCUGAGGAAGGAGGGCGUGAAGGGGCUGUGGAGGGGUGGCGCGCUGAGAGCUGUGUGGACGAUGAUAGGUAGUGGGUUGUAUUUGGGGGUGUAUGAGAGUGGGCGGAUAUACCUGGCUAAGAGAAGGGGCGAGGACGUCAAAGAGGAGGACCUUUUCUGA